AUGGAACACACUUUGCCCAGGGAGAAAGUGCCCAACGUGUCCCGCACACCACUGGUGGCCGAGCACCGCGAGGAAGACCUCCAAGGACAGGGCUCCGAGCCCCAGCGGCAGGCUGGGGCCCCUCUGGGGACACACGCGCAGGAACCAGUCAGGUCCACGCCCCCGCCUCCGGGCCGGGGUGGGCGGCACCCCCAGGCCACCGCUCAGGCGCAGGCUGCAGGCCAGCCGCGGGCGCGGCCUUUGUGGGCCGCCGGGCACCUCGCCAUCACGUACAACUUUUUGUCUCCGGGCAGCGGAGGGCUCCGCCGCGGGGACCCCGCAAACUUGCCACGGCCGCGCGCACCCCGCGAGCACCCCGCGCCCCGCGGCCGCCGCCUCCAAGUGGGGCAGGCGGCGGCGGGGCGCGGGGCCCUGUGCGUGUGCCCGCUGUGCAGCAAGCUGUUGCCCGGCGCGCACGUGCUGCAGGGGCACCUGAGCGCCCACUUCCGCCCCCGGGCGCGGCUGUCCCCCGACGGCCCGGCGCCCACCUGCCCGCUCUGCGGCAAGACCUUCUCCUGCGCCUACACGCUGAAGAGGCAGGAGCGCACGCACUCGGGCGAGAAGCCCUACACGUGCGUGCAGUGCGGCAAGGGCUUCCAGUACUCACACGACCUGAGCCGCCACGCCGCGGUGCACAUGCGCGAGAAGCCGCACGCCUGCCGCUGGUGCGAGCGCCGCUUCACGCAGUCCGGGGGCCUCUGCCGUCACGUGUCACGUCCGGAAUUCCACUGCGGCCUGGUCAAGUCCCUGCUGCUGUGA
Messenger RNA from Nyctereutes procyonoides (raccoon dog), 798 nucleotides. RefSeq names its product zinc finger and BTB domain-containing protein 42-like. Gene Ontology annotation, biological process: regulation of transcription by RNA polymerase II. The transcript has 4 exons. Gene Ontology annotation, molecular function: DNA-binding transcription factor activity, RNA polymerase II-specific; RNA polymerase II cis-regulatory region sequence-specific DNA binding. Gene Ontology annotation, cellular component: nucleus. Lineage: Eukaryota; Metazoa; Chordata; Mammalia; Carnivora; Canidae. The coding region runs from base 1 to 798 and encodes 265 amino acids. The record is from RefSeq and is a predicted model, not a curated record.